GAUUUUUUCUGUGAAUUUAGUGAACAUUCACCAUGUGUUCUUUCAAGAUCUCUGUUACAAAGACUCACGGGAACCAAGGACAAGAUUCGAUUGUGCCAAUGUCUUGACUGGAGGAAGAAGGGGAACUUAACCCUUUUUCUACAGGAAAUAUGAUCAAAGUACAUCGUAUGUACUUUGGAAAUGUCAUAAUUAAAACCAUUAUUUUGUCCAACUGUGAUACACAAAUAAAAAGUGGGGGUGGGCUAGGUCAAGGGUAUUUAGAGGCCAAUACACAAACAGAAAGGAAUACAAUUUUGUUUGCUCUGUGUAAUCCUUUUAAAACUUCAAUGAGUGGCUAACAGGAUUAAAGUUAUAGAGUUCCAAGUGGCUCCAAUACUGGGAUGCGUGUGAGAUAUUCAGGAAAAAAAAAAAUUAGUUCAUACAGUUACAGCUGCUUUUGUUAAGGUAGAAAAAAGCCCCAUAAGAUUAACGACUCAAAAAAUAAAAAUUCCUGGCUUGGUUGGAAUCUUAACUUUCCAGUUUCUGCAGGUCAAUCACCUGGUCAUAGGACCACCCCAAGGAAGGUAGGUUCACCUUAAGUUAGGCUAAGGAGAUGGGAGAAUACCUAGUGUGUUAAUGAGAUAGUGAAUUUUGCUUGCUCAGAAUCCUGCCUCCUACUGCAGUUCUCGUGGAUCUGGGUCGCAGACAGGUUGGCUCUCUGUAAGUCCUGCUGAUUUUCUGAAUUCUUCAGAAAAGUAGAAUUAUUCUCCUUUUCUUCUUCAUAUGUCUUUUCUCAGUAUCCUUUCCCUAAUGCUUUGGGCUGCCCCAGCAGCUUGUAUUUCUUUACU
Messenger RNA from Nannospalax galili (Upper Galilee mountains blind mole rat), 827 nucleotides. Its product is annotated as N-alpha-acetyltransferase 35, NatC auxiliary subunit-like. Gene Ontology annotation, cellular component: NatC complex. The record is from RefSeq and is a predicted model, not a curated record. Gene Ontology annotation, biological process: N-terminal peptidyl-methionine acetylation. Lineage: Eukaryota; Metazoa; Chordata; Mammalia; Rodentia; Spalacidae.